Messenger RNA from Cololabis saira (Pacific saury), 6822 nucleotides. RefSeq names its product CDC42 binding protein kinase beta (DMPK-like) (gene cdc42bpb). Gene Ontology annotation, cellular component: cytoplasm; cytoskeleton. Lineage: Eukaryota; Metazoa; Chordata; Actinopteri; Beloniformes; Belonidae. Gene Ontology annotation, molecular function: protein serine/threonine kinase activity; ATP binding. The transcript has 40 exons. Gene Ontology annotation, biological process: peptidyl-threonine phosphorylation; actomyosin structure organization. The record is from RefSeq and is a predicted model, not a curated record. The coding region runs from base 457 to 5871 and encodes 1804 amino acids.
CGACCUGGAUUCAGCCAUAUUCCCGACCGCUCCGCCGCGCCGGCAGCCGCUUCAGCUGCCCGAAACCUGCCCCUAAUCCCCGGCACGGUGCUGCCCGGCUGCCCCGGAGCUCGCCGGAGCUCGUUGAGCACGGCCCCGGUCCACCCCCAGGCCCCGGCCCCGGCCCCCGGUGCCCGGUCCCGGGCUGGUACACAUGGAGCCGCGGCGGCGGCGGCCAGCCUGAGAGGCGGCGGUUCCUGAUCCCGGUCCCCGGGAGGAAAAGUCCCGGUUGAGCGGAUUAAGCGCGGACGGACGCGGGCCUGGUGGCGUCUAACCGAGCCGAGCUGAGCCGAGCUGAGCCGAGCUGCAUGCCCCCCCCGGAGCGGAGGGGCUAGGGCGUGAAGCAGGAAGCGGAGCCGCGGAGCCCCGGCGGCGGGCCGAGCCCCGGCGGGUCCCGGCGGGAGAGAGGGCGGCAGCAUGUCGGCCGCGGAGCGGCUGCGGCGGCUGGAGGAGCUGCUGCUGGAGCAGAGGGCGGCCGGCUGCCUCAGCAUGGAGGCGCUGCUGGACCUGCUGCUCUGCCUCUACCAGGAGUGCUCCCACCCGCCCCUGAAGAGGGAGAAGCACAUCACCGACUUCCUGGACUGGGUGAAACCCUUCACCACCACAGUGAAGGACAUGCGGCUGCACAGAGAGGACUUUGAAAUGCUGAAGGUGAUUGGACGAGGAGCCUUUGGAGAGGUUGCCGUGGUGAAGAUGAGGAACACGGAGCGGGUCUACGCCAUGAAGAUCCUGAACAAGUGGGAGAUGCUGAAGAGAGCAGAGACGGCGUGUUUCCGUGAGGAGCGGGACGUGUUGGUGAAGGGGGACAGCCAGUGGAUCACCACGCUGCACUACGCCUUCCAGGACGACAACUACCUGUACCUGGUCAUGGACUACUACGUGGGCGGAGACCUGCUGACGCUGCUCAGCAAGUUCGAGGACCGUCUCCCCGAAGACAUGGCCAAGUUCUACGUGGCAGAGAUGGUGCUGGCCGUCCACUCCAUCCACCAGCAGCAGUACAUCCACCGGGACAUCAAACCAGACAACGUCCUGCUGGACGUCAACGGUCACAUACGGCUGGCAGACUUCGGCUCGUGUCUCCGCAUGAUGGAGGACGGCACGGUGCAGUCCUCGGUGGCGGUGGGGACCCCGGACUACAUCUCCCCGGAGAUCCUGCAGGCCAUGGAGGACGGGAUGGGCCGCUACGGCCCCGAAUGCGACUGGUGGUCCCUGGGCGUGUGCAUGUACGAGAUGCUGUACGGGGAGACGCCCUUCUACGCCGAGUCGCUGGUGGAGACCUACGGGAAGAUCAUGAACCACGAAGAACGUUUCCAGUUCCCCCCCCACGUGAGCGACGUGUCGGAAGACGCCAAGGACCUGAUCCAGCGGCUGCUCUGCUCCAGGGAGCGCCGGCUCGGCGUCGGCGGCAUCUCCGACUUCAAGAAGCACCCGUUCUUCAGCGGGAUCGACUGGGACAACAUCCGCUCGGCCGAGGCCCCCUACAUCCCCGACGUGUCGUCGCCCACAGACACGUCCAACUUCGACGUGGACGACGACGUCCUGAAGAACCCGGACGCCGGACUCCCCGUGUCCCACACCGGCUUCACCGGGCAGCACCUCCCGUUCGUGGGCUUCACCUUCACCACCGACAGCUGCUUCUCCGACCGCAGCUCCAUCAGCCGGGCGGCGCCGCGGGUCCAGCUGGAGGACGGGGGAGGGGGAGGGGGAGGCCCGGAGCUGGAGGCCUUCGAGAGGAGGAUCCGCCGGCUGGAGCAGGAGAAGCAGGAGCUGAACCGGAAGCUGCAGGAGUCCACGCAGGCCCUGCAGGCUCCUCGGGGAGGAACUCUGAGCCGGGACAAAGAGAUCAAGAAGUUGAACGAGGAGAUCGAACGUCUGAAGAAGAAACUGGCAGACUCUGAUAGGCUGGAGCACCAGCUGGAGGAGGCCGUCACCCUCAGACAGGACUACGAGAGCUCCGCCUCCAAGCUGAAGGCCCUGGAGCGGCAGGUGAAGACCCUGAGGACGGAGAAGGACGACGUCCACAAGCAGCUGGCCGAGGCCCUGGAGCGUCUGAGGACUCAGACCAAGGAGCUGAAGGACACCCACUCCCAGAGGAAGCUGGCCCUGCAGGAGUUCUCGGAGCUGUCGGAGAGGAUGGCCGAGCUGCGCUCCUCCAAGCAGCGGCUGUCCCGCCAGCUCCGGGACAAGGAGGAGGAGAUGGACGCGCUGCUGCAGAAGAUGGAAUCCAUGAGGCAGGAGAUCCGGAAAACUGAGAAGAGCCGCAAGGAGCUGGAGGCCCAGCUGGACGAGGCCAAGGCCGAGGCGUCCAAGGAGAGGAAGUUGCGGGAGAACAGCGAGGUUUACUCCAAGCAGCUGGAGGCCGAGCUGCAGAGCCUGAAGUCUCAGCAGGGGAGAGGAGCGGGGGCGGUGGGACCGGAGUCCCAGCAGGAGCUGUCCCGCCUGAAGGCGGAGCUGGAUAAGAAGGUGCUGUUCUACGAGGAGGAGCAGCUGCGGCGGGACCAGGCCCACUCCUCGGAGCUGAAGAACCUCCGCAAGGACCUGCAGGAGUCCGAGGGGGCGCAGCUGUCCUCCAACAAGGAGCUGCUGCAGCUGCGGGACAAGCUGGACAAGGCCAAGAGGGACAGGCAAACUGAGAUGGACGAAGCCGUCGCUGCUCUGAAGAAAAAACACGAACGAGAGAAGAACCUGCUGACGGAGGAAAACCGGAAACUGACGGUGGAGACGGACAAGCUGUGCUCCUUCGUGGACAACCUGACGGCUCAGAACCGUCAGCUGGAGGACGAGCUGCAGGACCUGUCCUCCAAGAAGGAGAGCGUGGCCCACUGGGAGGCCCAGAUCGCUGAGAUCAUCCAGUGGGUCAGCGACGAGAAGGACGCCCGGGGCUACCUGCAGGCCCUGGCCACCAAGAUGACGGAGGAACUGGAAACGCUGCGCAGCUCCAGCCUGGGAACCAGACCUCUGCCCGAAUCAGGAGUGGCCACGCCCCCUAAGAAGCCCUGGCCUCCCAUUGGUGGAGACAGGAGGGACCCGCUGUGGAAGGUCCGCCGCAGCCAGAAGCUGGACAUGUCGGCCCGCCUGGAGCUCCAGUCGGCGCUGGACGCUGAGAUCAGAGCCAAGCAGCUGGUGCAGGAGGAGCUGCGCAAGGUCAAGGCCUCCAACAUCCACCUGGAGAGCAAGCUGAAGGAGUCGGAGGAGCGGAGCAGGGAGGUGGCCGACCAGAUGGACAGCCUGAAGAAGGAGGUGGAGGACAGCCGAUCGCGCGUGGACAAAGGUCUGAAGCUGCCCGACUUCCAGGACUCCAUCUUUGACUACUUCAACACGUCUCCUCUGGCCCCGGACCUCACCUUCAGAGCGUCUCUUUGCUCCGCCUCCUCACUGCUGUCCGUCUGGGAAGACACCUCGGACCUGGACUCCACCCCGCUGAAGCCGGGGGCCACGCCCCCCUCCCCCUCCCCCUCCUCCGAGUACGAGGAAGGAAAAGCAGCAUCGGGUCCUGUCAGCCCCUCCCCCACCCUCCAGAGCUCAGCGCUGACCUCGCCGAAGCCCAGAGCUCACCAGCUGAGCAUCAAGACCUUCUCCAGCCCCACCCAGUGCACCCACUGCACCUCCCUGAUGGUGGGCCUGCUCCGGCAGGGCUACGCCUGCGACGUGUGCUCCUUCAUCUGUCAUGUGACCUGCAAAGACCACGCCCCCCUGGUGUGUCCCAUCCCGGCGGAGCAGGCCAAGAGGCCGCAGGGCAUCGACGUGCAGCGGGGCAUCGGUACCGCGUACAAGGGCUACGUCAGGACCCCCAAGCCCAGCGGAGUGAAGAAAGGCUGGCAGCGAGCGUUCGCCGUCGUCUCCGACUGCAAACUGUUCCUCUACGACAUCCCAGAGGGGAAGUCCACCCAGCCGGGCGUGGCGGCCAGUCUGGUCCUGGAUCUCAGAGACGAGGAUCUGUCCGUCAGCUCCGUGUUGGCGUCAGACGUGAUCCACGCCACCAGGAAGGACGUCCCCUGCAUCUUCAGGGUGACGUCCUCCCAGCUGGUGUCCCAGCUGUCCUCCGUGUCCCUGCUGGUCCUGGCGGAGAGCGAGGCUGAGAAGAAGAAGUGGGUCCGGAUCCUGGAGGGUCUGCAGAGCAUCCUAACCAAGAACCAGCUCAAGAGCCAGCAGGUGCACGUGCUGCACGAGGCCUACGACGCCUCGCUGCCCAUCAUCAAGACGGUGCUGUCGGCCGCCGUGCUGGACCGGGAGAGAAUUGCCCUGGGAACCGAGGACGGUCUGUUCGUGGUGGAGGUGACUAGAGACGUGAUCGUGCGCGCCGCCGACAGUAAGAAGGUGUGUCAGAUCGACGUGAUCCCCAAGGAGAAGAUCAUCGCCCUGCUCUGCGGCCGGAACCGGCAGGUCCACCUCCACCCCUGGGGGGUUCUGGAGGGAGCCGAGUCCUCCUUCGACAUCAAACUGGCUGAGACCAAAGGCUGCCAGGCCCUGACCACCGGCGUGCUGAGACCCGGGGGCCCCGCCUGCCUGCUGGCCGCCGUCAAGCGUCAGGUUCUGUGCUACGAGAUCACGCGAGCCAAGCCGUACCACAAGAAGCUGUGGGAGGUCCAGGCCCCGGGCACGGUGCAGUGGCUGGGGAUGGUCCGGGACCGGCUCUGCGUGGGCUACCCGUCCGGCUUCGCCCUGCUGGCCCUGCAGGGGGAGUCGUCCCCCAUCAGCCUGGUGAGCCCGGCCGACCCGUCCCUGGCCUUCCUGGCCCAGCAGCCGCUGGACGCCCUGCACGCCCUGGAGGUGGGGGCCAGCGAGCUGCUGCUCUGCUUCAGCCAGCUGGGCGUCUACGUGGACGGACAGGGCCGCCGGGCCCGGAACCAGGAGCUGAUGUGGCCCGCCACGCCGCUGGCAUGCUGUUCCAACUCGUCUCACCUGACCGUCUACAGUGAAUACGGCGUGGAUGUCUUUGACAUUCACACCACAGACUGGGUCCAGACCAUCUCCCUCUGCAAGAUCAGACCACUGAAUGUUGAAGGGACGUUAAACCUGCUGAGUUCAGAACCUCCUCGUCUGAUUUACUUCAGCAACGCCUCGUCAGAGGGCGACCUCACCAUUCCCGAGACGUCGGAGCACAGCCGCAAGCUGAUGGUCCGGACCCGCAGCAAGAGGAAGUUCCUCUUCAAGGUUCCCGAGGAGGAGCGGCUCCAGCAGAGGAGGGAGAUGCUGAGGGAUCCGGAGCUCCGCUCCAAGAUGAUUUCCAACCCCACCAACUUCAACCACGUGGCUCACAUGGGACCAGGAGACGGCAUGCAGGUCCUGAUGGACCUCCCCCUGGUUGGUGAUUUCACCUCCCUCUCACCUUCCCCGUCUCCCUCCCCCUCCUCCUCCUCCUCCCGUCACACCCUCAUCUCUCCCCCCUCCAACUUUGAGCACAUCUAUCACAUGACGUCGGCGUCGGCCGGCGUCUUCUUGCAGAAGGAGGCCUCCUCUUCCUCCUCCUCCUCCCAGCAGAGUCUCCUGCAGCCUUCCUCCUCCUCCUCCUCUCCCUCCAUCUCCUCUCUGGGAAGGAGUGUGAUGCCCUCCUCCCAGGAUGAUGCCAUCAGAGACAAGCCCCGCCCACUGUCCAGUAUCUCCAGGCAACAGAGGAGCAAGUCUAACAUCACUCGCACGGCUUCAGAUUUUGGGGGAGGAGCUACAAAUCGCAGCACCGGUGACCUGGACCAGGACCUGGACCGAGAGCCGGACUCAGACUCCACCAAACACUCGACCCCCUCCAACAGCUCCAACCCCAGCAGCCCCCCCAGCCCCAACUCCCCCCACCGCAGCCAGCUGACCCUGGACAGCCUGGACUCUGAGCCCUGACCCCUGACCCCUGACCCCGCCCUCCUGCACCCCGCUGAGGCCCCGCCCCCUCUGACGGGGGGGGCUGUAUGAGCCCACCAGGCUGCAGACUGCAGAGAGUUUAGCUUUUACUUUAACCAUUUUAUUUUGGCGGGGUGAGUCUGACAUUCUUGCUGCUUUUAUUUUAUUGGAUUUUACCUGCUGGGAAGCCCCGCCCCCAUGGUAUUUACCCCUGCUGAUGCUGUUGCGUGACCUUUGACCUUUAUCUGACAUGGGUGUGGGACCAGUCCCUUCCUGUUCUUCUUCUUCUGUAUUAAAUAACUUGAGCUUUAGCGGGUGUUAGCCUCAGGGCUAACGGAGACUGAAUAUUGACUGACGGAGGUCUCACUCUGAAGAAAAAAACACUGUAUUAAAUAACUUUAAAGUUUUGUUAAAGUUGCACAUCAUCAUCAUCAUCUUCGUUGUUUGUGUAGGAGAAAAAUAAUCUUGAUUAUUUUGUCAGUGACGAUCUUUUCUCUUGUCUCCUCCCCUCCCCUGACGCCGCCCACCGGCCGGGUGAGUGGGAGGGGCUUCGACCCCGAGCACUACUGCUUUCCUUUCUUCCAAAAUGACCAGUACAAGAAUCUUUGUAACGAUAAACUGUUAGCAGCCAGAAGCCACGAUAAACCUGAAGAGAAUCAUUGUCGGUGUCGGAGCCGCCUGCAGCGGCGCCGGUGGGCCCGCGCCCGGCCCCCCGCGCCCGGCCCCCCGCGCCGCUGCAGGUGCAUGUUCACACAACACGCUAUUUCAAUGUGCUUUGUCAGGCUUGCAGGAAAACGGCAUAACAUGACAUAACACGAUGUACUUUUUACAUAAAGUGUUCUAAAAUAUGUUUUAAAGCAGAAACAAAAAAGAAUAAAUAAAACCACAGAAGUGUAGCCGAGUGUGAUGCACAAUAAAGACGAUAUUGUGAAACAUGAAAGCUCAGAAUCU